Molecule: messenger RNA, 407 nt
Organism: Pocillopora meandrina
Lineage: Eukaryota; Metazoa; Cnidaria; Anthozoa; Scleractinia; Pocilloporidae
Source: the annotation of a GenBank genome assembly
AUGUCGGCAAAUGUUAGUGCGACGGUGAAUGGAACACCAGUAACACUGAACUGCUUGAAUCCAGUAGUAAAGAGGAUUGGUAAAACCUUUUUUUGCGGCCUGUUACUUGUUUUCUCAGUGUCUGGAAGUUUUUUCAUCGCAACAAUUGUCCACAAAACUAGAUCCAUGAGAAAGCCUAUUGACUUUUUCUUAGUAAAUAUGGCCAUAUCCGAUCUUCUGUUUCUUUUUUCCUUUUUUACACACAACACAAACGCUCGGCUCCCGGUUUGAUCAGCGGUCCUCUUAGAGAUGCGUUGUGAAAGCUGACUGUCUUCUUGGGAGAUAUCUGCUUUAGUGUGUCUAUUCAGAGCCUAGUUUUAGUAGCAUUCAAUCGAUUUGGAGCUGUAUAUUUUUCCCUCCGUCCCUAA